AGCUGGACGAGGGGCAGAAAUAAAUCUCUACUAACAGAGGGCGGCCCGGCAGUCACAGCCAUGAGGCCGCUAUGGAAGAGGACGCUGUGCGCACUACUCGGGGUCCUAGCCUUGAGCUGGGCUCAGGAGGACAGCUGCCCCGAAGUGAGACUUUUUGAAACUGGUGAUGUGAAUAAAGUGGUUUUUCUGCAAGGUUGUGCAGGGGCUCCUGGCCCACCUGGAAUAAAGGGGGACCCAGGUCCUGAAGGUGCAAAAGGAGAAAGUGGAUUACCUGGAUAUGCAGGAAAAUCUGGUUUGCAAGGACAACGUGGAGAACAUGGGCUUCCAGGGACACCUGGACAACGUGGAGAGAAAGGAGAGAAAGGAGAUGAAGGAAUUCCAGGUGACAGAGGAGAGAAAGGCGAUUCAUGUCUCCCAGAAUAUGGCGUUGCCAGAGACUGUAUGGAUCUUCUCAACUUCGGUGCCACGUUCACCGGAUGGUACACAAUAUACCCAGAUGGCAAAAACCCACUGAACGUUCUGUGUGACAUGGACACUGAUGGCGGGGGAUGGAUUGUUUUCCAGAGGCGAACGGACGGCUCGGUGGAUUUUAACCGCGAUUGGAACAGCUAUAAGAACGGCUUUGGGAGCCAGCUGGGCGAAUUCUGGCUCGGAAACGACAACAUCCGCCGCCUUACGGCAAAAGGCUCCUUCACUCUACGCUUCGACCUGCAGGACUUCCAGGGGAAUUCUUCAUAUGCCACAUACAGCGAUUUCUGCAUCGAAGACGAGUCGGACCAAUACAUUCUGCGCUACGGGAGUUACACGGGGGGCAAUGCAGGUGAUUCUCUGGCCAUGCAAAAGGACGAAGCCUUUUCAACAAAAGAUCGAAACAACGACAAGUCGGAUAAAACCCUACCAAGCUGCUCUGAAUACUUCAAAGGAGGCUGGUGGUUCGAGGCUUGUCACCUGUCCCACCUGAACGGAGAGUAUCUGAAGGGUCCCCACAGGGUCAAAGGCAAGGGCAUAAUCUGGCACGAGUUCAGAGGGAGCUUCUACUCGCUGAAGUCCACGCAAAUUAAAUUCCGUCCCGAGAGGCUGUAGAGAACUUGGCAGCUUGGUUCAGAUUGCCAGGUGCGCCCAAAGUAGCAGGAGCCUAAUAAAAUGUUUCAAAAAAAUGUUAAAUAUCUCUGUUCUGUUUACAUUAAAAAAAAGUAACAUUUUGUCAAGAAUGGCUUUUAUUAGAGG
Messenger RNA from Spea bombifrons (plains spadefoot toad), 1227 nucleotides. RefSeq names its product ficolin-1-B-like. Lineage: Eukaryota; Metazoa; Chordata; Amphibia; Anura; Pelobatidae. The transcript has 10 exons. The record is from RefSeq and is a predicted model, not a curated record. The coding region runs from base 61 to 1083 and encodes 340 amino acids.